Ilex paraguariensis (yerba mate) is the source of this 2986-nucleotide messenger RNA. The record is from the annotation of a GenBank genome assembly. NCBI's taxonomy places the organism in Eukaryota, Viridiplantae, Streptophyta, Magnoliopsida, Aquifoliales, Aquifoliaceae.
AUGGAGAUGAAGAGUCCCUCACCCUGUCCAAACACGGUGACCGUCCGCCGAAACCCUCUCCGGAGGGCUAGGGCUACACCUUCCUCAGCCGUUCCUCUUCCAAUUUCCCUUGCUUCAUCAUCCCCUUCUGUCCCAUCAGACAUUCCUGCUUUUCCGAGUCAUGAUAUUCUCUCUAUUGAUCUUCCUCAAAACCCUAAACCCGAUCUGGCGACUCUACCACCAUCGCCCAAGAAAGAUUCCCUUUCUGAGAAUCUGAAGGUUUACCUCAGAAUUCGACCCCUCAUUACGCAUCACGAAUCCAGGAAAAAUGCCAAAAAUGGAGACCAAACAUCAAAAUUCAAAAAUGCUUGGCCUAAAAACCCUAGAUCGAAGAACAUUUCAAAAGCCAAGGUAAAGAAAAACAGUGAAAUUUGUUUUACAGUUAAUGACUCGCAUUCCGUGACGCUUUGCCCACCCCUGGCUAUGCAAGAUGUUAAACGAAUCAAAUCCGAGGUCUACGAGGGGUUUUCGCAUGUCUUUUCCACUGAUUCGUCCCAGAAUGAAGUGUAUGAAAAAAUGGUGAAUCCUAUGGUUGAAGAUUUUCUGAGGGGCAAGAGUGGAAUGUUGGCUGCUCUGGGGCCAAGCGGCUCAGGAAAGACGCAUACUAUGUUUGGGAGUCCUAGGGAGCCUGGUAUUGUACCUCUCGCUCUUUGUCGAAUCUUCUCACAGACUGAAGGCAGUGGAACUCAGUCGUCAAGGACAUUUUAUCUAUCCAUGUUUGAAAUAUAUUCGGAAAAAGGAAAAUCCGAAAGGAUGCUUGAUUUAUCCCAAGAAGGAGGUGACUUAUUCAUGCAGAACUCAACCAUCAGAGGCCUCCAUGAGACCAUUAUUAAUGAUUGUCAACAAGCCCAAUCUUUGAUUGCGCUGGGUAUGAUCAAACGGGCAACAGCCAUGACCGAUUCGAACAAUCAAUCUAGCCGUUCACAAUGCAUCAUUAAUAUCCGUAGUGGUUCCAAAAAGGUUGAUGGAGAAGUUGAUGGCCAGUUAAACAUUGCUUCAUUGACUAUUGUCGACUUAGCUGGAGCAGAAAGAGAAAAAAGGACAGGGAAUCAGGGGGCUAGAUUGCUUGAAAGUAACUUCAUCAACAAUACAUCAAUGGUUUUUGGUCUGUGUUUAAGGUCAUUGUUGGAGCACCAGAAGAACCCCAAGAAGCCAUUUCAGAAGCACUUCCAAAGCUCCUUGAUUUUAACUGUAAAAUCAGGAGAAGAUGACUAUCUUGAUGCAUCCUUUCUGCUUAGACAGGCGGCACCCUAUAUGAAAAUCAAAUUUAAUAGUACUGAAGAGCAGUCUAAUUCAAUUUACAACAAGAGGCAUAUUCAAACAUUUCCUAGAAUAGAGCAGCUUAAAAGAAUGAAAUUCAGCGGCCUUGAAGCUUGUGUGGUUGGUGAAGGAAAGGUUAUGGAGGGUACCAACUUCACAAAGAAGGUUGUUGAAAAGAUCCCUCGGGAGGAGGUUAAACCUAAGAAAGUUAUGGUUCCAUAUCGAAAAAUUAUUCAUCUAGAAGCAGAUGAUGGUGUGCCUCUCAAGGAAGACUGCACUGAAUUUGAUAGCGAAAGAAAGAAUAAGAUCAUGCAAGAUUUUUCUAAAGCUUUGUGGAAUGUCUUGAAGGAAUACAAGAAAAACCUCGAGGUGGCUGAAAUUGAAAUUCACAAUCUUAGAGAGAGCCUAACUAAUGAAAAAGCACGGAGUUUUGAGCUGGAAAAUGAGCUGAAGGAUUUCAAGUUAGGCUGUUCAUGUUGGAAAGAAGCUUCAGCCGCGGUGUCCGUAAUUGAAGCAGUUGGAUUUGUAGAAAACAUAUCUCCAGAAUCAAAAGGAUAUCAAUCUUAUGAUGUCCAGCAGGUUAAUAGAGAAGCAUCUUCUUUAAACUUGAAAGAAUCCGAACAGAUUGACAAUGACACAGUAUAUGAUACCAAUGUGAGAGGUAUUGAUGUGGCUAUUGCAGCAAGUGUUGGUGUUGAAAGCCUUGAAGACCAGUGCUGUCAGACAUGUGAGAACUCUAUAAAAAAUGCUGACGAUGGUGAAGAUUUCUGUGAACACUCUAAUGGAAAUUUUGAGGAUGAUGAAGAUUUAAAGGACCUUAAAGAGGUGGACAGAACUAAUACUCAAUGUGAUACCGAGGCAACAGAUUUAAAACUGAAAGGAUUUGAGGAAAUUGACAAUGAGCAAUCAUCUGAUGGCAUUGUGAGAAGUUCUGGUGUGGUUACUGCUCCAUGUGUUGGUGCUGAAAACUAUGUAGAGCGAUGUUGUCAGAAUUACAGGAGCUCUACUGAAAAUUUUGAUGGUGGUGAAGACUCAAUAGACUUGGAAGAUAUGCGACAAGAGGAUUCAUGUUCAAUUGACAAAAGAAUAGGUUCAGGGCAUUUAGACUCCAUGGUCAGCUCUUCUCAUCUGCAUAUCAUACUAAGUGAUGACACCUCUUCCUCACUGCAAAAUGAAGAGAGCAAGAAAUGCUUGGAUCCACCAAUAAUCUUUAAGGACGAUGUAGCAUGUGCCUAUGUCUGUGAUGUGGAAGAACUUGAAAAAGAACCUCUUCCAUGCUGCAAACCUAUAAAUGCAGAGAAACCGAAAAGGAGACUCCUACCAGCCUCAUCCAUUUUAUUAAGGGACAUCAGUGGUUUGGACUUUGAGGAUGAUAAUGAUAAGUCAAAGGUAAGUAGACUAAAAAAGAAAUUGGCUGCUGAUGAGACAAAAAGAACUCAGGGUAGUAUAUCUCUUCUUCGUUUGCUUAAGCAAUCUUCUUCAUCUGUAGUCAAGUUGCUUUGACGACUCUAAAUUCGUUUGUAUGGUUGGUGCAUUGUCAAUUUUGGGCUAAUUUAGUACGUAAUUGUAUAUACCUUCGUAGCAAAGGCAGAUGUGAUUCAAUAUUUCUGGAAGGGUGGUUGUAUAUUCUGAUAGUAACAACUUGGACUACUGUUUGAAUGCUUUCAGAAAAUGAAUGUGUUACCAG